ACUCACACCAGCAUUUGGACAUGAAAUGCAUGUCCGAGCGCGCUCUCCGAUGGAACUCCAUUCCCACCAUUGAGCGACAUGUUGUCUGCCGCUCCAACGAAUAUUGCAACCCGAGAUGCGCUACUUUCAGAACUGAUUGUGCAGGUUACAGGUUUUCAGGUGGACUCUGAGAGCUUUUUAAAAUGUCGCCGGUUGGCCAAGAAACAGAUAAAAGUCCACAGAUGGCAAACCACCAAUGAGCAUGAAGUUAUUCGUCAAUAUGGGGGGCUUGUUGAGAAGUUUGCUGUGUACAGCCAAGACACUAAAGCGGACACUCUACGAAAGAGUCUCAAUAGUCUACUCAGUUUGCGUCCUAGUUAUCACUUUUUGAUUCACGACAUGCUUCGUCUUUUCCUCAGUCUUUCUGAAGCUCCCUUGCGCAAUAUCUACCACCCAUGUAUCGGAUCUAUGGAUGCUGAAAGCUCCUUAACAUGGGAAGAUAUUACAGCUGAGGAACCAUUGACGGGAUCACAUUGGGAGGACGCAACUGAUGAGGUCGACUCGGAUGACGGGUAUUCAAGCGACGAAAGCACGAAAGUUUGUGAUAGUGCAGUUACCUUGAAAGAACCCGUUGCGGACAGACAACCGCGGCGACAGAAACAUCGAAAUCCGGAUUUGCUGUCGAACCCCAAUGAAUCGUCACAAAAGGAACUGGAGCGGCGGCAGUAUUGGACACGUGAAAAAGGAUCUUAUUCAUUGUUCGCAGAGGACAUAAGUUUCGAUCACCAAGAUCCCUGCUCUUUAGCCCCCAGCCUGGCGUCUCAUCAACAGAGGGAUCCGCGCUUCUUUUAUCGCCCUGCGGCCAGCACAGUCUAUACGAAAGAGGUUGACUUCGUACGAGAGUGUCUGUUUCUGCUUUCCGGCUUUGCCACCGCAGUGUUUCGCAGUCGUUCAGAUGGUAGCUUUGAGCCUGUCACGGAUGUAACCCUGAAGCAUCUGAGUGAAGGUGCUCUCCACGACCUUUUACAAUGGUUUGCUGAUCGCGGAACUGCGGUGCAACGCGUUCGAUCUUUCGCUGAAAGUGUAUGCCAAAGUGAACAGAUAGCCUACCCACUUACCGUGCAGGCAUUCGCAUCUGGUCUGCUUUCCAUCGUACGAGAUUUUGACGCAACUAUCACGAAAGAGGAAAAACGCUUCCAGGAGUAUGCGCGGAAGAUGCCAAAAUCUGGACAGCAGGAGGUCACGUCUUUGAUGGCACUAGGCUCUCGGCUUUCUGGCAAGUUGGACAUCUUGGAUGAUCUCAGCCUGAUGCUGGAGGCGCUUGAGAUAGAGAAAAAUGAGCCGUAUCGCGACAAUGCUACCUGGACGACGCAAAUACUUUCCGCACAAUGCACCAGUAUUAGACAUUAUGAGCAUACCUGUCAGCCCGUGAAAGUCUCGGUGUUCGUGGAACUGUUCCUUCGUACGAUGAAACCAUAUAUGGACACCAUUCAAAAUUGGAUGGACACUGGUAAACUUGAUGAUCCACAAGAAGAAUUCUUUGUUGCUAGCAGUAAUCCCAAUGCGACUGGAGAUGAAUGGCAGUCACGGUACAUUCUCCGAGAAUCAGUGACUCCCAAUUUUCUCACCCACGUGAAUGCUGCAAUCUAUGUGUGUGGGAAAAGCUUGAAUGUGAUUGAACAGCUCGAUGCUUCGCAGGUGUUCCCCGAACUUUCGCGGAAUGGCGAGUCGCUGUACGAGGCGACUGUGGCAUCCUUUAUCGAAGGCAUGGGGAUGAAUCGCAAAAUGAAAAAGAGAAAUGAACAACAACCAUCUUCUCAGUACCCGUCUAAGAGCACGGGUACUGGGAGCGAAAUUGAGCAGAUGUUUCCCAAGUGCUUCAGAGCCUUGAUUUCCGUUGGCAUUGAUCAAAUGGAUGCAGAGGACGCAACUAUCGGGGUUCAGUUUGAGCAGCAGCAUCUUUGGCAAUCCAUUGACGAGUGUUUCCGCGGCGCCAUUCGUCGACAUGUUCUUGCUCAAAAGGCCUCUGUCGGACGUCACCUCACGAGUAUCCUCUUCCGGAAAUGCGAAUUGAAUGACCAUCUGAAAUCUCUGCAAGCAGUUUAUUUUAUGACAGCUGGUGCUGUCAUGCAUCCUUUCUGUUUGAAACUCUUUGAGAAGGUUGAGUCCCGCGAACUAUGUUACGAGCCCCAUGCACUAAAUGCCGCGUUUGCGGAGUGUUUGGCAAGCAAUGCUGGAACCGAAUUGAACCAUCUUGAUGCGCGGUGUUUUGAUAUACGUCUGCUGAAUGUGGAAGGCCGUGCGGCCAAAUCAAGCAGCAGGGAACUUUUGGACGCCAUUAACAUACAUUAUCAGACUCCGUUCCCCUUAAAUAUUAUCGUGACACCCGCGACUAUCGCAAUCUACAAUCGAAUCGCGCGUAUCUUGCUGGCGAUCAAAUAUGCACGCCACUGUCUGGACACCGACGAUUGGCGUGGUAGAAAGGCUACAGGAACGUCGAACCUACUUUUAGCUAGGCAACGGUCGGCAGUGAAGGCCAGGUUGAUGCACUUUGUCGCCAAUUUGCAUGCAUUUUUCCUUAGUGCUGUUAUUCAUGCCGAAUCUAAAACAUUUAUGGAGGGAAUCAAGUCUGCACAGGGCAUGGAUGAUCUGAUCUUGAUGCACGAUACUUUUGUCUGCGCCGUGCGGGACAGAUGUCUCCUGAACGAAAAGGCUUCCAAAAUAUGGAAACAGAUGUCAGCACCUCUCGAGCUUAGCGUUGAGUAUGCAUCCUUGUGCAAAAAAUAUGACCCAAGUGCGGACCAAACAAGAAGCAGUGACUACCUGAGAGAUGUUGGAGUGCAAUCAAAUGAGAGAGACAAACAAUUUGCAAAAGACCUGAAGCAACUGGCUAGACGAGUGGAAGAAUCAGUGAACUUUGUGAAAAAGGCUCUUGAGGGUUUGGCCAGUCAUGGAGUGCAACAUUUGGAAGCACUGGCGGCUUCUCUGGCUUGAGUCAGUCGACUCUAAUUAUUUGUUGUAAAUAGCUGUAGAAUAAUGAAUGUAUAUAUGGAUGUAGCAUAUUAAUUGAUGAUGUGAUACGAAAUUGUGAAUAUUGAAGAUACGAAAUGCUCAAAAC
Molecule: messenger RNA, 3097 nt
Organism: Spizellomyces punctatus DAOM BR117
Lineage: Eukaryota; Fungi; Chytridiomycota; Chytridiomycetes; Spizellomycetales; Spizellomycetaceae
Exons: 19
Coding region: 79-2973 (964 amino acids)
Biological process (GO): mitotic cell cycle; cytoplasmic microtubule organization; microtubule nucleation
Cellular component (GO): centrosome; gamma-tubulin complex; equatorial microtubule organizing center
Molecular function (GO): microtubule minus-end binding; gamma-tubulin binding
Source: RefSeq, a predicted model, not a curated record